AGUAGGAGGACGGAAGCGCAGCAGCGGCGCAAUAAAAUGUAGCUACUCGCCCAACUCGCGGCAAGAUAUCGAACUGACGCGUAGUAGGUGCGGCGCGCGGGCUACACAAUCGGAUGGAUUUGCUUGCGGAGCGGCUGCAGCAGCAGCAGCAGCAGCAACGUCGUCGUCGGAAUUAAUUGUCGCCCCCCUGUGACGCGAGGCGGCAUAAAGCGCGGAGCGCCGGUCGCCGGUCGGUCGUCUAGUAGUAGAGCCGCAGCGCCACAGCCGCCGCGAGCAACUAUCUCUAGCGACGCGCCGCAGAAAAUAUGGAGCGACGAAGUGUGUCAGAAAUUAUCGAACAGUAUCAGCCGCUGAUAAGGAAGUAUGAAAACGACGAAAAUCUGGUCAUUCUGGAUGCUAGAGAGGAACCUGGGACUAAAGCAGGAGAGAACUAUAUGUCGAUAGUACUUAGAACAAAAAUCAUAGGAAGACGAGGAAAUGGAAGUCCUUACAAAAAGUCCUUUAUGCGAAAAAUGCUGUUGUGCAACAUGCAGCUGGCCAAGAUCACCCGCAACAGCAACCUUUUUCGCAUCGAGUCGUAUUUCUAUGAAAAGCUCCUUCCGCUACUUGGGCCCUUCGGUCCAGACUGCAUUCUAGCACAACCACGCGAGAUAAUCAUGGAGGACUUGGGAGACCGGGAUUUCUCCAUCUGCGAAAGGCGCAAGCUCCUCGACUUGGAGCACUGUUCAGCAGUCGUACAGACGUUAGCAUCGAUGCACGCCUCGUCGCUCCACCUAAAGCUCAGCUCGCCGGAUCGUUUCGCAGAGCUGGUGGCGCCGCUCUGCGAGAACAUCUUCCCCACGGACACCGAGGAGUCGAUCGGCUCGUUCUUCGAGAGCGGCGUGGAUUUCGCUCUCAAGAGCUUGGAGUCAAUCGAACCUCGCACCGGAAGGGUGGAACGCGCCAUCGAGUUCCUCCGGAGCUACCAAGACAAGGUGGCCGAGAGUAUGAGGCAGCUGCUCAGGCCGAGGCCGGAGGACGAGCAGCGCUUUUGGGUCAUCACGCACGGCGACACCUGGAACAAUAACAUCAUGUUUUUGCACGAUGCCGAGGGCAAGGUCGUGCGCGUCAAAUUCGUCGACUUUCAGGUGGCGAGGCACUCGUCACCGGCGUUCGACUUCACUUACUUCCUGUACUCGUCGGCGAGGUCGGAGGUCCUCGAGCGCGACACGGACGAGCUCAUCGGCACGUACGAGCGCUUUCUGCUGCACGACCUUCGCAGGCUCGACGCUCCCGAGCGCGACCUCGGGGCCCUCGCUCGGCCGGGCUGGUUCAAGGACGAGCUCCGACGAAACGGCCUUUUCGGCCUCUUCGGCGCGCUCAUGGUGCUGCAGGUCAUCUUCAUCGACGAGGGUCGAGCCGUCGAGUUGGAGAUGAACAAAACGAAGGACGAAUUCAACACGGAGAAGCUGUACGACUUGACGCCGGAGAAGACAGAGAGGCUAUUCACCGUCGUUGACCAUUACGUGCGACACUUCAAGAACGACGCUUCUAGCUGAAUUCAUUAUCGCUUUCGUGGAUCGAGUGGUGUGGCGUUAGACAAAUUUCACUGUCCGACAGUGUGUAUUAUUUGUUUUUCCCGCGUCUUAUAUGCCAAAGGAACUCUAGUGCCGAUCGAUAUGCCGAUUGCAAAGCCGGUUGCAUGUUUUUAUAAUAAACACGCCGUUAUUUUUCUACGCGCGAUCGCGAGCGACGCGCAUAUAUGAGAUGCGAAUAUUUUUGUGUGUCGCGAUCGAUAUUGCACAUUAGGUACCGAGCUGUAAAUAUUUUUCUACUGCGAAAUUGCACUGCGAAAUCGCAGGAGCCCGAUUGUGAUUACGGUGUGCUUUAAAAGUGUAAACACGCAGUAGUAGAUUAGUACAAAUUACAUUGUAAACUAUGAUAUUUUUCUAAAAAACAAAUCGAUUUGUCGAGUGAAUGUAUAUUUUUCGAGACAUGUAGACACGCAGAGUCGCGACUGGAGCGCGCCUGCGGCGAUUCUUUGGAGAGAACCUUCCGCCGUUCACCGUCGGAGUGCGCACGGGUUACCUUUUUCGCUCUCGUGCGAGUAUGGAUUUCUCAGUGCGUUGGAGAGUAAAACUUCGUACCCGCUGUGAGUCAAUUGUUGAAGCGAAAUUUUACGCAAAAUGUUGUAAUAAAUUUUGGACGACUGUUCGCCAGCAGCUGCUGUUAUUCUCCAGUUGUGGAACCUUUCAA
Molecule: messenger RNA, 2235 nt
Organism: Nasonia vitripennis (jewel wasp)
Lineage: Eukaryota; Metazoa; Arthropoda; Insecta; Hymenoptera; Pteromalidae
Exons: 6
Coding region: 306-1538 (410 amino acids)
Source: RefSeq, a predicted model, not a curated record